Messenger RNA from Hypoxylon fragiforme, 5322 nucleotides. Its product is annotated as P-loop containing nucleoside triphosphate hydrolase protein. The transcript is spliced from 6 exons. Lineage: Eukaryota; Fungi; Ascomycota; Sordariomycetes; Xylariales; Hypoxylaceae. Gene Ontology annotation, cellular component: intracellular anatomical structure. Gene Ontology annotation, molecular function: RNA binding; ATP binding. Bases 225 to 4682 code for a protein of 1485 amino acids. The record is from RefSeq and is a predicted model, not a curated record.
CAGCGCCCUCACUAGCCAACUAUGAUGCUGUGGCACUUAACUAAAUAGUUAGUUAGAAUUACACCUUUUUAAGACAAGGUUUCUUGUGACAACUUUUUUUAUUUUCCAUUUCGAGCUUUUUGGCAUCCGUUGGUUUGCUAUUUUCGCGCAAAUACCUAUCUUUCCAGCUCCCUCCAGCUCUUCUCUAGCUUCUUUUUCACUCUUUACUAUUUACUAUAUUUACGAUGGCGCCAAAGAAAAAGAAGACCAAGCCCACGGCCAAUCCGGCCCGAGGAUUCGCUACGACGUCGAUCGCCUCGAAACCACGGGCGGAAAUCACCAACGAACCGGUGCCAACCGCUACUGAUAAAGGGAAGCUUGAUGCCCCUCCAACAUCGUCAUCUCGCAAUACAAAUACCCCACCAUCUAUUUCUAAUCCCACCGAUGCAACGAAUAAUUCCCAAAAGAAAGAAGAAAUAACUCCAGAAGAAUUUGAGAGGCGGCUAGAAGAGUCAGAGCUACAGCUUCUAGUUGAAAAACAUGCCCAAAAAGUCAAGAGAGACGCUCAGCGUCAGAAGAACAGGCUCGAGACUGAUCGUCGCUUACUUCGCGGACAAGCCGAAUCCCUAAAUACGAGAAAAUGGUUACCCCAGGAGCUUAUGGACCAUAUAUUGGAUUUAAUCCAGGCCGAGAGUCGUUUUGGCACAUCAUCCAUCGCCGGAGAGACAACUAUCAAUAGUAGUAAUGCUAGCAAUGGAAAGCUGUCUUCGGAAGAAGACAUGGUGAUUCGGUUAUGGACCCUGCAGCAGACCCUGAUCAGCCUUGGGUUUUCUGAAGAGAAGAUCAAAGCUUUGCUGCAGUAUGUGCUGGAUAUCGCUUCUAGUAUCAACGGUACAAGCAAGGACAGCAUCUGGGGCCUGGAAGAAGCUCUGGACUGGCUAGCUCGCGAAUGCACCCGGGAAGAGCUUCGUGAUUAUGACUACAGAGGAAGAACUGCCAAAUCGCAGGUAGAUACACCAUUAGACAGCCCCAUCCCCUCGGGGGCGAGCACGCCCCGUCUCCUGGACAUCAACGGUGCACAGAAACCCAAGAAGGGUUCGGCGAGUUCUAAAAUGGCUGCUCCUAAGAAAGUUAUUGUCUGUCACGAGGAUAUCGAACCUGAUGAUUUAAUUCCAGCAUACCUCGAGACUAAGGCCAAACUAUUUCAGUUGCAAAGACCGAAACAAGACCUCAUAAAAGGCAAGUCUACUAAAAAGUCUACUUCGAAUGGUACGAAGAAUGCGCCCACCGAACUAUCAGGCGAUGAUUUAGAGGAAGCCAAACUACUAGCGAAAAUCGACAAGAUCGAGCAGGACGUCUUGUUCGACAAGUUCGCCGCAGAACAGCAGUGGCGAACUAAUCGAAUCGAAUUGGAGAAGGAGUUCGCAGCCAAGAAGAAACAAGCCGAGGAGGAAGCAAAGGAAAAGGAAGAUAUAGCUCAGGAGGCACAGUCUGACGAUGACGAUAUUGCUAAAGAAGCUGAGCGCAUUGCUGCCGAAAUAUUGCAGCAAGAUGACGACGAGGACGAUCAAGCUCUUUCUGAUCUAUUCGCAAGUCUCCCUACUCAAGAGACCGAUGCAUUGACGGGCAAGACCAGUACCGUCAUUAAUGGAGCGGAUGGAGUCAAGAUCACUAUUCGUGAUUUUGGCAAGUGGACUGGCAUUAACCCAACGCGGGUUUUGGAAGAAGCUUGCCGAUCAAGGGAUUCUGCUGUCAAGAUCAUAUAUAAGGCUGUAUCAGAGACUGCAUACUCUAAGCGUCACUUAAUAUAUAUACAAUGGUCCAAAUCACAAGAACUUAUCACCGUUCCUAACUUUCCAUCCAUAGAGAGUGCCAUAACACCUCAGCAAUUCGUCUUCCAAAUGAAUACAGUCGCAACUCCCGAUACCAAGCAGUCCGAGGCAUAUAUCGCUACGUUGGCACUUUUUGUCAUAUUUGGAUUUACAAAAGAGGAAAAGGUCUUCCUAAGACUACCCGCUGUAUGGAGAGAGUUCUGGUCGGAACUCGCAGAGGAAAAGAAGAAUCAGACGGAUGCUGCGGAUCGAGCUGCUAUCAGAGACAUUCGCGUCAUAGUUCGAGAGAAACAGGAUCAAGAACUCGAGGAUGGCGUCCUUCUUCGAGGUGCUUUUAGGGGGCGCGCCUCCCAACGCAAUACAAAUGAAACAGGAGACGAGUCUGCAAUCGAUAGAGGGAACGCGAAUGCGUUGGAUCCAGAAUAUUACCAAAAGAUAUGGGCUGAUAAGUCAAGCACGUCCAGGUUUCAAUCGAUGCUGCGAUUUCGAAUGCAACUCCCUAUGUGGCAUUUUAGGGAUCAAGUCAUCAGCGCUGUCGAGCGUGAGCAAGUCGUCAUUGUUUGCGGAGAGACAGGAUGUGGUAAGAGUACUCAGGUGCCAUCAUUCCUUUUGGAACAUCAGUUAUCUCAAGGCCGACCGUGCAAAAUAUACUGCACAGAACCUCGACGAAUAUCGGCCAUCUCGUUAGCUCGUCGUGUUAGUGAAGAGCUAGGUGAAGGAAGGGGUGACAUCGGCACUUCAAGAUCCCUCGUGGGAUACUCCAUCCGUCUCGAGGCCAAUACGUCAAAGGAGACCAGGCUUGUAUAUGCCACUACCGGUAUUGUGAUGAGGAUGCUUGAGGGAUCCAACGAACUUCGCGAAAUCACCCACCUUGUGCUUGACGAAGUUCAUGAGCGCUCAAUCGAUUCCGAUUUCCUGCUCAUUGUGCUCAAAAAGCUCCUUCUACGUAGAAAGGACCUCAAGGUAAUCCUCAUGUCAGCGACUGUGGAUGCAGAAAGGUUUUCCAACUACCUAGGCCGUGCCCCCGUCCUAAAUGUACCCGGCCGUACAUUCCCGGUGGAGGUCAAGUACUUGGAGGACGCCCUUGAGCUUACCGGCUACGUUCCUAGUCAAAUCAGCCACGAGAAAAUGACAGACUUGGACGAUGAUCCAGCUGAAAUAGAUGCCACGGAUUCCAGCUCGACCACGGUUGCUGCUAAAGAGUUGCGGCAAUACUCGGCCAGAACCCGGAAUACCCUAUCACAAUUAGAUGAGUAUCAGAUCGACUACGAUCUUAUUGUGCAAUUGAUCGGGCGAAUAUCUGUUGAUCCAGCCUAUCAGGAUUAUAGUAAAGCAAUUUUGGUAUUUCUUCCGGGUAUUGCUGAAAUCAGGACAUUGAACGACUCCCUACUUGGCGAGCCAUUUUUUCAGAGAGCUUGGGAGAUCUACCCCUUGCAUUCCACUAUAGCUACUGAGGAUCAGGAGCACGCCUUCCUUGUGCCACCGGAAGGAGUGAGGAAGAUUGUGCUGGCUACAAACAUUGCAGAGACGGGAAUUACCAUUCCAGAUGUGACGUGCGUCAUCGAUACCGGAAAACAUCGCGAAAUGAGAUUUGAUGAGAGGAGGCAGCUGUCGCGCCUCAUCGACACAUUCAUCUCAAGAGCGAAUGCUAAACAGCGACGCGGUCGUGCCGGCCGUGUUCAAAAUGGCCUCUGCUUUCACCUGUUUACGAAAUAUCGCCACGACCAACUUAUGAGCGAUCAGCAGACGCCAGAGAUGUUACGGUUAUCAUUACAGGACCUCGCAAUCCGUGUCAAGAUCUGCAAAAUUGGCGGCAUCGAAGAGACUCUGGGAGAAGCACUUGAUGCGCCGUCUGCCAAGAACAUGCGUCGAGCUAUCGAUGCUCUUAUUGACGUGCGAGCUCUUACGAACACGGAAGAGCUGACUCCAUUAGGCCACCAACUUGCAAGACUACCUCUUGACGUGUUCCUAGGAAAGUUGAUUCUCCAAGGCACGAUUUUCAAGUGCCUGGACAUGGCCAUAACCGUAGCAGCAAUUCUGUCAUCCAAAUCACCCUUUACGGCACCGUUUGGUCAAAGGAGUCAGGCGGAUCAGGCGCGAAAGGCUUUCAAGAGGGGCGACUCGGAUCUAUUGACUGUAUACAACGCUUACUUAGGCUGGAAGAAAGUGUGUCAGACAUCCAACGGUGAUUUCCAAUACUGCAAAAAGAACUUCUUAUCCCAACAGACACUCUCCAACAUCGAAGACCUCAAGGGCCAGCUCCUCGUCGCUCUUGCAGAUUCGGGCUUCCUACAGCUCACGGAAGAGGAACGACGCACGCUCCACCGCCUCCGGUACUCUAAUCGGCGACGGCAGUUCUAUGAUUUGCCCCAGCGCGUCAAUAUCAAUAGCGACAAUGAUAUAAUCGCAACAUCGGUUAUCGCAUGGAGUUUCUAUCCGAAACUUCUUGUACGCGAGGGUAAGGGCUUCCGCAAUGUCGGAAAUAACCAGACCAUCAGCCUACAUCCGUCAAGCGUCAACAAGGGGCGCAUGGAACUCAAGUGGCUGUCAUAUUACCAUAUUAUGCAGUCCAAACAGUUCUUAAAUGCCCACGAGACCACGGCCGCCGAGAACUUUGCCAUCGCCUUGCUGUGCGGUGACGUGCGCGUCGAUAUGUAUGCAGGCGUCAUCGUUCUUGAUGGCAACCGCGCGCGGUUCAGCGUACCGGACUGGAAGACGAUGCUUGUGAUUAAGGCCCUACGUUCGAGGCUACGCGACCUGCUCACGCGGUCCUUCCGAAUGCCUGGCAAGUUACCUACUGCGCAACAGGAGAAAUGGCUUGACUCCUGGCAGCGUGUCUUCAGCCAGGACUUUGCAGCAAACAAGGCUUAGGAUACCUUAGCUGUACACUCACAAGCCUGGAACCCCAGGUAUCGUGCUACUAAGGUUUGAUGGGGUGAAUACGUACCUGGGUAGGUACGCAAUAAGUUCAGGGGUAAAAAGGAGAGUGGCUUUCACAAGAGCAAGAGCCUCACGACGCAUUAUGUGGGAUAACUUGGUCCGUUGGAAUAAGUUGCUAGAGUGCUGUCUUGGCUACUUCCAUGAGGUUCGAAUACCGGGGCGUUGGCGGUAACUGAUUUACAGAUGGCGGCAACCUUUAGCAUCGCUAUGAGGAGAGGAUAGAGAUGGACGAGAGUCGAAAGGUAUCGCCUUUGUCUAUACCACAUAUAUUUGCUACCAACCUACGCAUACCCUGAUCCCCACCGGAUAGCUAUAAAAAAAACACCCACUUCACACGUCACAAUUCAUAUCUAUGAAGACAAGUGAUAACAAACCCCAGGAUUUUUGGCUACGCUUCUUCUGAAAAUAAAGGAUCGAAGACGGAUGGUUAGGAACUACUUAGCAGGUCAGCUACUCACAUAACGAGCAAAUAGACCAAUAGAUAUGCAUAUUCAAGUAUCUACAUCCAUAUUAGCCCCCUGAAAUGCAAAUAUAGGUGUACCUACAUAUAUACCUAACCUAGAUAUUUACA